AUGUCCGGACUCAAGAACUCGCCCUUUGGCAAGCGGUUGCGUGGAGCAGAUGAAGAGUCUCCCAGGAAAAACCGGUCACGGUUUCAUCCUGCAUUCCCCACGCCAUCAGGAUCUACACCCUCUCUCGACUCGAGGACAGGCUCGAGCGAGGGCGCGACACCGGAGAGUCCCGAGCGCGGCGCGCAUCGCGAUUAUGGAGAUCGGUUUGUACCCUCGCGCGACGCAGGCGACAUGCGGACUACCUACCACCUCAUGGAAAAAGCUACUCCGUCCACACCCCCCAAGAAUCGUAUGAUUCCUACAGAGUCGGACGCGCUUAAAGAACAAGCAAACUCGCUAUUUGGCUCAAUCUUGCACUCGGAAGUCACUCCCGUCUCGCCUCAUCGCGCAGGGUCACCCGUGCGUCAGCCUACUGCGUCAACCUCCAACCUACCUUCCACACCCACUCGCCGUCGUCUCUUUGCCUACAACUCUCCGUCGAGGUCGAACGCAGCCACUCCUUCCAGGCGCUUAGAUGUGCCCACCGAUGAAGCCUACUCGCUGAGUCCAGUCCGUGCGGAAAGCCGACAUCUCCUAGAAAGCCCCCGACGACAGCUCCGGAGCGUAUGCAAAACACCGUAUCGAGUCCUGGACGCCCCAGAACUCGCGGACGAUUUCUACCUCAACCUGGUUGAUUGGUCCAGUACCAACGUCCUCGGAGUAGGCCUGGGUCCUUGCGUAUAUCUCUGGACAGCACACACUGCACAAGUAUCGAAGCUUUGCGAUCUGAACAACUUCCGCGAUACUAUCAGCUCGGUUUCAUGGGUGCAAAAGGGCACUACCCUUGCAGUGGGCACGUUGGCCGGUCGGCUCCACAUCUACGACGCGAACACUCUGCAACUUACUAGAACAUACGAACGAGCCCACACUCAACGUAUUGGUGCUCUUUCAUGGAACUCACACAUACUUAGCUCCGGGUCUCGUGACCGUAUGGUCCACCAUCGCGACGUACGAGAAGCAGGGUCGCGACCGUUCAAACGAUGUCAGGGCCACCGGCAAGAGGUCUGCGGGCUUAGGUGGAGUGGCGAUGGUGGUGCUCAAGCCGCCACAUUGGCGAGCGGCGGGAACGAUAACAAGGUCUGCAUAUGGGAUCUUCGAGGCUCAAAGCGACCAGGCGGGAAACACGGCGAUGCCCCUCUGUGGAAAUUCCACGAACACACCGCCGCCGUCAAGGCUCUCGCUUGGGACCCCCACGUUUCCGGUAUUUUGGCCACCGGUGGAGGGACUGCAGACAAGCAUAUCCGGUUUUGGAACGUCCAGACGGGCACGAUGCUGAACGAGCUGGACACGGGGAGUCAGGUUUGCAAUCUGAUAUGGUCUCUCACCUCGCACGAGAUCGUUUCCACGCACGGAUUCUCGUCUACCACCGCCCAGAACCAAAUCUGCAUCUGGAAGUACCCGUCGCUCGACAUGGUCGCCUCUCUGACAGGCCACACACAUCGUGUGCUCUACUUGGCGAUGAGCCCCGAAGGCGAGACCAUCGUGACCGGGGCUGGUGACGAAACACUUCGCUUCUGGAAUGCGUUCCCGAAGAGAGAGAACCAUCAAGCACGUCAGGAGAGCCGACUGGACUAUGGACGGCUUAUUCGCUGA
Messenger RNA from Epithele typhae, 1632 nucleotides. Its product is annotated as WD40 repeat-like protein. Gene Ontology annotation, biological process: positive regulation of anaphase-promoting complex-dependent catabolic process; positive regulation of ubiquitin protein ligase activity; anaphase-promoting complex-dependent catabolic process. NCBI's taxonomy places the organism in Eukaryota, Fungi, Basidiomycota, Agaricomycetes, Polyporales, Epitheliaceae. Bases 1 to 1632 code for a protein of 543 amino acids. Gene Ontology annotation, cellular component: anaphase-promoting complex. The transcript has 5 exons. The record is from RefSeq and is a predicted model, not a curated record. Gene Ontology annotation, molecular function: ubiquitin ligase activator activity; anaphase-promoting complex binding; protein binding.